Mytilus trossulus (common blue mussel) is the source of this 8017-nucleotide messenger RNA. RefSeq names its product ubiquitin carboxyl-terminal hydrolase 24-like. Gene Ontology annotation, biological process: protein deubiquitination. NCBI's taxonomy places the organism in Eukaryota, Metazoa, Mollusca, Bivalvia, Mytilida, Mytilidae. The record is from RefSeq and is a predicted model, not a curated record. Gene Ontology annotation, cellular component: cytosol; nucleus. The transcript is spliced from 59 exons. Bases 130 to 7821 code for a protein of 2563 amino acids. Gene Ontology annotation, molecular function: protein binding; cysteine-type deubiquitinase activity.
UAACAUGGCGGAAAACAUGUUGACAGAGUGAUAUCUUGUAAACUUAGUUAUUUCGCAAUUUAUGUUGAUAAUUUAUAACAAAAUGUAAUGCAGCUGUAGCUAGAAAAUGACAAGGUUUGAAGUGCAAUAAUGGAAAUCGACGAAGAGCAUGUCAGUACGCUGCUGGCGAUGGGGUUCCCUAGCGAAAAUGAAUGUAGAAAGGCUCUUCGUCUUGCAAAUAAUGAUUUGAACGAAGCAGUUGCCUUUUUAACCAACGACCACCCUACCUCAUCGUAUGACACAUUAGAUGAUAUUGAUGUCGAAAUGAAAGAGCUCUCCAGGACAUCUCAGCCUGUCUAUGGACCUGCCCCACCUCCCAGUUAUGAAGAGGUUAUACCUAGUACAGAGAGAGACUCAGCAGUGGAGAAUGGCAAUGGUUCAGAAAUGGUGGAGGAAGGUGGAAACCCACUUGAAUUUCCUGUCACCAACUUGUAUGAACUUGAAGGACGAGUGUUUGCUGAACAUUGGUCAAUACCUUAUAAGAAAGAAGAAUCAUUAGGAAAAUGUCUAUUAGCUGCAACACGUUUGGCUGAAGCAAAUUUAACUGAAAAUGAUGAGAAUUGUAAGAGAUUUAUCGAAAGAUGUAUGCCAGAAUCUUUUAGGAAGUUGACUAAUUCUCCAGCUGUCCAUCGUUGGAACACAGAGAUACAGGAAGGAAUCUUUAACAUGUUACAGCUGUUGGUAGAUCUAGUAGCAACCAGGAUACAGCACCUUCCUGUACCUAAGAUUUUAAUGGAAGUCUUCUAUCUGGCAUUGAAUAAAGAUUCUGAGUUUCAUUACAAGAACCGACAGAAGAGAGAUAGAACGUAUUGGGAAGAUAAGAUAGAAGAUGGUGUGUUGUAUACAUGUAAUACAAGCUACAAAUCUACUGUAGAUCCAUAUGGUUGGUUGACACACUUAAUAAAUAGGUUUGCCUGUAAAAAUGGUGUUGAACAUGUCCGAAGUAAACUAGAAGAUGAUGAUUUAGAUGCAAUAUCAAUGUCUGCACUGUUGAGUCCACUUGGAGUUUGUGCAGAAUUUCUUAAUCCAAAAGUUGUACAAGAAGUAUUAGCCCCAGCAAUGGAGAAAUGUAUUAAAUUUGUACAGAACUUGGAUGAGAAAGACUUCAAGCAAAAGAAUAUAGGCUGUGUUUCUGAAUUACUUGGUUCUAUGAAGUUAUUGUGUAUACAGAUGUGGCCUCAACAUACCGAUUCACUGGAUGAUCUUAGAUUAGAAAUAGCCUUUAAAAUGCUGAAAUCUCCUCACUUUAAUGCAAAGAUGAAUUCAUUGAAAGAGGUAGCAAAGCUGAUAGAAGAUGCCACAUCCGCUAAGAGUUCAAAGACAGCUAUGAAUUCUGCAAAGAUUUUACAGUGGCUGGUAGAAAACAAAAUAUUGUCUAUAGCCUUGGAAGGAAACAUAGACCAGGCUCAAUACUGUGAUAAAAUAAAAGGUCUGGUUGAUUUCCUAGGUUCAGAAUUGUCGACUGAGGAACUGAACAUGAUCUGGAAGAUGCAGAUUGGUCAAACAAACAAUGUUAUAGAUAAUAUGCAUACUAUCAUAGCUGCUGCAGCUGUCAAAUUUGAUUCAGUACAGUUAGAAAGUCUGUUCCUUCUUAUACAAAAGAAAUGGCAAGAAGAGUCAGAUAGGAUGAGAGAAAAGUUACUUAGCUUGAUAGGAAGAAUAGGGAGGGAUGGAAGAGAACCAAAAACUACCACUAGGGUCCUGGAGUUGUUAUGGGAUCUGUCCCACCUGCCUGCAUUAUCUACACAUUUAAUUGAGCUGGCAUUAGAAGAACAUCUAGCCAUACUGAGUGAUUCAUUUAGUGUUAGAGAACAAGUUAAAAGACAAUAUGUUAUCAAAUGUGUUGAAGACAUAAAGAAGGGUGUAUGUGUGUUACAUUCUUUGAAACAGUUACUACAUAUUUGUAAAAAUAUCCUGAAGUUAAGUUCACAGAAAACAGACAAGGGAAUCCUGCAUGAUCUAAACAAGAACCAUGAUGUUAUCAAACUGGUUACACAGAGCUUAGUAAAAUGUCACAAACAGGCUUCAGGAGCUGUAGGAGAUGGUCAGUUGGGACCAGACACUAUUGUUAAUAGACUCUAUGCACAUUCUGAAAUGGUAUCAACCCACCUGCUGUUUCUACAGUAUAUGUUACAAGAGGGAGCCUUGUAUCUGCCAUGGAGCAGAGCAAGGGAUAUAUGGGGAACACUCAUAGCCAGUCCAGAAGCAUGUGAAUGGGACAGAGAGACAUGUUUUGAAUGGUUUACAAAAGGACUACCAGAUUUAGAGAUGGACACACAGAGUCAGUUGUUUCAAAAAGAAUUGUUAAAACUUGACCCAGUUAAACUCAGUGAAAAAGGUUUUACCUGUUUUAAAAGUUUCUUAGAAAAUGUGAACAAAUAUGAACACAGAUUGAAACCAGAAGGUAACAAAUUGAUAGUGGAGAAGACAGAACUGUUAGGUCUAGAUUACCUAUGGGAUAUCUGUUUAAAUACAUCAGAUGAAAAUAUAGCUAACAUCUCUAUUCAGUUAUUGAUGACUGUGUCGUAUACAAACUUAGCACCUAGGCUGAAAAAGGAUGCAGUUUCACUGCACAAGAAAUUUAUCACAGAGUGUUACAAUAGAUUAGAGAAUGCAAUGAUAGGAAUAGGUGGUACAGUAUUAGCACGGUGUAUAUCAUCAGCUACAAAAACACUGACGGCACCUGUAGUACAGUUAGUUUCUACUAUCCCUCUUCCCUGUAGAUCUAUAAAACUUCAAAAUAUAGAGAGAUUAUUGUGGAUAGCUGAGGUAUAUGUGUUAAAUGUAGAGGAAGCCCACAACACCCCUAGAACAAUACUCCCUCAUGGUGCUGCAUUCCAGGGAUAUCAAAUCAAUCUGUAUGUCACAUGUGAAUCAAGUAAACAGGAUUUUAUGUUAGUGUGCCAUAGUAAUGAGACGCUCUGUUCAGUCCGAACAAAAGUUUCCAACAGAAUGAAGAAAGCAUCAGAAACUAUACAGAUAAUAGUGAAUGAGAAAAUGCUUGAAACAAAGAAAGAUCAAAAGUUAUUGAACCAGCUUGACUUUGAAGAUAACCAGACAGUAAUGGUCAAACUGACCACACCUGUUUCAGUGCAAUCAUCUCAGGUACCUACAACUCCAACUUCAAAGCUAAAUUUUGACUUGGAACAGGAGAAAACUUUACCUGGUGUAGUAAUGGCAGUAGGAGGACAAGUAUUUGAGAUGUUAUACCAACUAGCCAAUCUAGAUGAAGCAAGAAUAACAUCCCGAGUGAGAAAGUUAUUGAUGUUAAUUCCUACAGACCAGGGUAUAUCUGAUGUACUGGACUCUAUAAGUCAAAAGGGAAUGAAACAGUUUGGAUCAGGAGAGGACCUUAGUCCAAAAACUAGUCCAAGGAAAACCACACCUAUACCCAGUCCUAAAUUACCACCAAAAGAUAUUCUGAAGUCUUUGUUUGAUAGUGAGUCACAUGAUAUGUCAGCCUUUAGAGUGUUAUAUAAUUUAGAGGUUUUAAGUAGUAAACUAAUGCCAGUGACACAAGACAUUGGAAGUAAAUUUGGUGCUCAAAGUUUUUGUGAAGAUUUUUUAAAUGCCGGAGGAUUACAACUUGUAGUGAAUGUAUUACAGCCUGAAUCUUUAGCUCCGGACAUUAAUUAUACAAUUAGACAAGGAUGCUAUUCUAUAUGUCUACAGUUAGCUCGGUUUUUAUUAUGUGGACAAACUGUGACAGGAGACGGACUUGGUUCUAUUUCCUCAUUGGAUGACGUUAAGGCAGGAGCAAUUAGUGUACCAGCGACCCCAACCUCUCUUACUCAGCCUUUAACAAUCAUAGUUGAAAAACCAUCUGCUGGCAGUCAUGCUGUCCAGACAAUGGGUGUGUAUGAAUUUACUGAAACAGUUUCCUGUUUUAUGAGAGUCACAUGGGCAGCAGCAGCUGGAAGACUCCACCUACUUGGAUCAUCUCAGCCAAUCAUUGAAAGUACAACAGGGUUGUAUACCUGUGGGAAAAGUCGACAAAGUAGUACUGGUAGCACAGGUAGUACAAAUAGUGACAGUGAUUGUCAAAGUUUACAUGCUGGUGUGUGUAUCAGACAACAAAUUAUAUCUUCUCAGGACUGUACAAUAGCCAAAGAAGCCUUAGAAAUCCUUGUGACGUGUCUUCAACUCCGUUGUGAACUUAUAGCAUCUUUCUACACUCUACCAUGCAUUAGCGACUUCAUAAUAGAUAUUUUAGUGGGUUGUUCACAAUCAGAUAUAAGAACAGCAGCAUUAGAGCAAUUCUUCAUUCUCAGUCAAACUACAUUAUCAUCUGACUCUGUACAGCAAACACCUCAUCAAUUCAUGUUGAAAGUUUUACUCAAGGCAUAUCUUCCCUUCUGGGUGUCGUCAACACAAACCAGAGGUGCUAGUCAAAGGCUCAUCCUGCAAUGUUCUCAGUAUUUUGAUUUAAGGUGUAAAUUAUUAGAGAAUUUAUCAAUGCCAGACCAAACCAAAUUAAAUUUAGAUCUGCCUAAUAUGUUAGAAGAUGAGAUAGCCUGGUUAAAGAACUUUGAGACAUCAUCCAAUCCUGACCUGAUAGAUGCUGAUAACUUAUUACUAGGUGGUCAUCUUAAACUCAUCAGGAAUCUGUUCACAUGUGAAGGAAUUUGUAAAGAAGAAUUUGGUAGAACAUUAGUCUAUGAUCUUUUACAUGACUUCCUCUUUCCUGCCUCAAAAAUAAUGAUGGACAGUAUGGAUGAAGCUAAACGAGAAACAGCAUUGGCUGAAGUCAGUCCAAAAUGUAGGAAUUCAGAAUCUAGAAUAGCAGCAUAUGACUUGUUGAUAGAAUUAUCCAGGGAAAGUGUAUCCAUAUUAAAAGACUUAUGUAGACAGCUUGUAGAUAUGCAUCAUCAGCCUCACCCUGAAGUAGCCAAUGAAUGGGAGUACUUGCCACCUGUUGAUGGUCGAGCCAGAUGUGGAUACGUUGGAUUACGCAAUGGUGGUGCCACCUGUUAUAUGAACGCUGUAAUCCAGCAAUUAUACAUGACACCUGGGGUACCAGAAAGUGUUUUAGGUGUAGUGGAAGACACCCCUGAUGAAGACAGUGUGUUCUAUCAGUUACAACAAGUAUUUGGUCAGUUACUGGAGAGUAAACUACAAUAUUUUGAACCAGAGAAGUUCUGGAAAGUAUUCAAGCUAUGGGGACAAGUUGUAAAUAUCAGAGAACAACAAGAUGCCUUUGAUUUCUUCACAGCAUUAAUGGAUCAAGCAGAUGAAUACACUAAGACAAUUGGAAAAUAUGAAAUAUUCAAAAAGAAUUUCCAGGGUAUAUUUUCUGACCAAAAAAUCUGCAAAGAUUGUCCACAUAGAUAUGAGAGAGAAGAGGAAUUUUUUGCUCUGAACCUGACAGUAAAGAAUGCUACAUUACAAGAUUCAUUAGAUCAGUUUGUUAAAGGAGAGAUCUUAGAGGGAGAUAAUGCUUACUAUUGUGAAAAAUGUCAGGCUAAGAGGAAUACUAUGAAGAGAAUGUGUAUUAAAACACUGCCACCAUUAUUGUGUAUUCAACUUAAAAGAUUUGGUUAUGAUUGGGAGGCUAACAGAGCCCUAAAAUUUGAUGAUUAUUUUAAGUUUCCAUGGAUAUUAGAUAUGGAACCUUAUACAACUGAUGGCAUGGCUAGAAGAGAAGAAGCUGUAGAAACCAGUUCAGAAUCAUCAGAUUCAGGGGAGACAAAUCCUACUGAAGAUAAAUUACCAGACAUUGUGAUUGGAGUUUCUCCAGAACCUAAACAAAUAAAUUAUGAACUUGUCGGAAUAGUUGUACAUAGUGGUCAGGCUAACGCUGGACAUUACUACUCAUUCAUUAAAGAAAGAAGAGGGAAUUCCAUGACCAAUCCUAAUAAAGGAAAAUGGUUUAAAUUUAACGACACUUAUGUGGAAGAAUUUGAGAUGAAUGAUGCAAGCGUAGAAUCAGAGUGUUUUGGAGGAACGUAUAAAACUAAGAAUAAUGAGUCAUCAUCUACAAAUUAUCCAGAUGAGAGAGUACGGUAUUGGAAUGGUUAUAUGCUGUUCUAUGAGAAAAUGGCAGAAGUGAAAACUCCAGGAUCAGCUAAGAAAACCAGAAUAACUGCAAAGCGACCAGUUCCUGAUUUAGGGAAAGGAAGAAUGGAUUCUGAUAGUUUAAUGGAAUUAACAGAAUUAGUACAUAAAGGAGAAAGAAGAGGAAUAUUCAUGGAUGAUAUGCCAGCUAGAAUACAUCAAAACAUACAAGCUGAAAAUUUAACAUUUGUCAAAAAUAGAGAUGUUUACAAUACUGAAUAUUUCAAAUUUGUCAGAGAUUUGGCUGCUAAAAACUGUCAGCAAAUUGAUAGAAAGGACUAUUCGACUAUGUGUGUGGAGGGAUUACAGCUUGGUGUUAAAUUUGUCUUUAAUACAUACUUUCGAUCAAAGUUAAAAACAAGAGUUGAUUUAGAUGAAUGGUUAGAAGUAUUUGAUACAUUAAUACACAAGUGUAAGGAAGCGUGUAUGUGGCUGGUACAAUAUUUGUCAACUGAAGAAGGAUUUGCUUAUAUCAAACCAUUUUUGUUAGAGUGUCCAAACUCAGACGUCAGACGUACUAUAGCUGCCAUUUUACAGGAUAUGAUGUCAAAUUUCUUUUCACACGGAGGAUCACAGGCAAAUAAGAAUUUUAACGAAAUCCUGGAACACCUUCUACAGAUGCUGAACAAAGAUGUGAUAGAUCAUUGUAAAAACUGUAACCAAUAUUUUAAUGUACUCAGGUGCUAUGUUGAACUGGGGACCAAAGCUUGCACACAUAUGUUUUUACGACAAGGAUUCCAGCGUCUUAUAUUUUUUCUACUUGGGCAGCCAUCAUCAGAACAAAAUCAAGAAUCUUCUAGCAGGAGAUGGAGUUCUAUUCAGUCAAGAGAAUUUGGAAAUCUCCAUGCAACCAUAGCUUUGUUAGUCUUAAAUUGUGACUUAUCUGUGAAGGAUACUUGUGAACCUGGUGAUUUUCCUGUACGUAAACCUACAACUGUUAGUCCAUCAAAAGUUCUGAGGUUGUCGCCAGAUAUGGAACAGUAUGUGUUUGGUCCAGAGUCUAACAGAUAUAUCAGGGAGGUUGUCCAUGCAGUGAGAGAAGUAACAGGCAAUCACAACUAUAAUUGUAUAGCAGACAUGUUAAUACAAUGUAGUUUUUGUAAUGCUGAUUUUAGUAGACUAGUUCUAAAAUAUGUGAUGCACCAGUAUUCUACAGCCCCAUCAAAUGAGUUGAAACCAAUUUUUACACUGCUGGAAGAUUUACUGACGUUAGAAGACCCUAUACAGACAGACAGAUUACAGAUAGUGGUUGAUGGUUACAUUGAUGAAGCUGGAACAGAAUAUGAGGGUCUACUAGCUGUUGUAAGAUCUAAUCAUAUGAAUGACAGUCGACGAUCUUAUUCCUGCAUCAAGUUCUUAGUCAGUGUGGCUAACAAAUGUAAUCCUCUGAAGGAAUACCUCAUACAGAUCCCAUCCAAAUGGCAAUGGUCAGUCAACUGGCUCAAGAAAAAGAUGUCAGAGUAUUGGAGUCCUGCCAUUACAUCUACAGUAUCUAAUGAAGACUCUAACAGAAAGUCAUUCCAGAGAACCAUAAGUGCACAGUCAACACUAGAAGAAGCAAAAGCAUUACUGACUGAGAUAGAAUCCCAGGAAGGAUUUCAAUCUGAUAUGGAUACUAACGGAAAUAGAGCCGAAGUUGACACGGAGAAAGAAACUGUAACUUAUACUAGUAGUGACACACACAUGUCUACUGUAGAGGAACAAAAAGAACCUAAGGGAGGCAACUAAAACAAGGGGCAUAGAUCAUAUUGUUGAAACCAUUUAUUUCUUAGUAAUAUACAAUUGUUAAUUUGUUUAAUUGUUAAUUUUCUCUUUGUGAUCUACUCAAAAUCUUAUAGUGCUGAUUUAAAAGUAUUCUUUCUAUUUAUAGCCUUAUGUGUAUAGAAGAAGUACAACAUUUGUAUUGUUUCAUUCCAAGUGUAAA